Messenger RNA from Amoebophrya sp. A25, 188 nucleotides. NCBI's taxonomy places the organism in Eukaryota, Dinophyceae, Syndiniales, Amoebophryaceae. The record is from the annotation of a GenBank genome assembly.
GCAAGAGCAUAAGGUGUCCUGUUGGAAAACGAUGUGUUCAAGCUCGUCUAAGAACAAGUAGUUUAAAGAUAUGUUGCUACACGGCCUCCUGCUUUCUUGAGACGAUCGUUCCACAGCGCCAGAUGAUUCGAGGUGAAAUCUUGAGGAAUGAUCCAAUAUGCAAGACGAGAAAAUCAGAAUUCAAGUAA